Molecule: messenger RNA, 4089 nt
Organism: Ceratina calcarata
Lineage: Eukaryota; Metazoa; Arthropoda; Insecta; Hymenoptera; Apidae
Gene: pins
Product: G-protein-signaling modulator pins
Exons: 8
Coding region: 306-2138 (610 amino acids)
Biological process (GO): establishment of mitotic spindle orientation
Cellular component (GO): cell cortex
Molecular function (GO): GDP-dissociation inhibitor activity; G-protein alpha-subunit binding
Source: RefSeq, a predicted model, not a curated record
UCAGUUGCAUUUGGGAAUUGUACGGGUAGGGUUUGUUGCGGUCGCGAGAUUGAAUGCAAAACGAAAAGUGACGCGCGUUUUCAUUUGCGGAAAAGCACGCGGGACGCAGCCGUGCGACUGUGCGAGGAAAUUGCGACACACUGAAAACUGUAGGGCCACGAUGCGUGAAAAAUUUUCAAUCCUGAAUUCUAAUCGCGACCUGAGCAACCGUCCAUCGCACACAUAAAACAAGCGUUAUUUACGCUCGCGAAAUUCUAGAGGCUAGUUGUUACUUCGCGUGGGCAACGAAGACAGGAAGGGACACGAUGUCUCUAAGUGCGAGCGCAGAAAAUUUAUCGUCCGAAGGACAAAAUAGUGAAAGGUGGAACAUGUGCCUUGAAUUGGCUCUCGAGGGUGAGCGGCUCUGUAAGGCCGGAGACUGCAGAUCUGGGGUAGCAUUUUUCCAAGCUGCUAUACAAGCUGGCACGGAUGACUUGCGAAUCUUAAGUGCAAUUUACAGCCAGUUAGGAAAUGCUUAUUUUUACCUCGGUGAUUAUUUGAAAGCGAUGCAAUACCACAAACUGGAUUUGACCCUUGCGCGUAAUAUGGGUGAUAAACUGGGCGAAGCCAAGUCUAGUGGAAAUUUGGGGAAUACAUUGAAAGUCAUGGGAAAGUUUGACGAGGCUAUGAUCUGCUGUAAAAGACACUUGGAAAUAUCAAGAGAAAUUGGUGACAAGCUCAGCGAAGGACGAGCUUUGUACAAUUUAGGAAAUGUGUAUCAUGCCAAAGGUAAACAAGCUGGUAGGGCUGGUCAUCAAGAUCCUGGAGAAUUUUCAGAGGAUGUCAGACAGUGUUUGCAGCAAGCAGUACGGUAUUACGAAGAAAACUUAGAAUUGAUGAAGGAAUUGGAAGAUUCUGCUGCUCAGGGCAGAGCCUGUGGAAACUUAGGAAACACAUUUUACUUAUUGGGUGAUUUUGAGCAGGCAAUUUAUUAUCAUAAUGAAAGGUUAAAAAUAGCCAGAGAAUUUGGUGACAAGGCUGCUGAGAGGAGAGCAAACAGUAAUUUAGGAAACUCUCACAUAUUUCUUGGGGAAUUUGAAAAAGCUGCACAACAUUACAAGAGAACUCUAGUCCUUGCACAAGAAUUAGGAGAUAGAGAGGUAGAGGCACAAGCAUGCUAUUCCCUAGGAAACACGUACACUCUGCUCAGAGACUAUCCAACUGCUAUAGAAUACCAUUUAUGGCAUCUUGAAAUAGCACAACAGCUGAAGGACAGAGUAGGUGAGGGACGUGCCUGUUGGUCUUUAGGCAACGCGUAUGCUGCAAUGGGAAACCAUGAAAAAGCGUUGCACUACGCCAACCGACACCUGAUCAUAUCAAAAGAGCUGGAAGAUCCGAUGGGACAAGCUACCGCGCAAAUGAAUGUCGACGAUCUGCAAAAGAUUUUGGGUUUGGGAAAAGGGCAACAAGAAAAUAAUAAAGAAAAUAUCGCGCAAAAACUUUCGACCAAUACGAGUUCCAACGUUAAUAUAUCUUCGCCAUGUAGAUAUAGACUUAGACGACAAAGCAUGGACAACUUGGAUCUCAUCAAACUCACGCCGGACGCAAAAUUAAAAGAGCAAGCCGAGUCUCAGAUUGACAAAAGUAACAACGUGACACCACAACUUACUCAAAAGGAAGAUGACAGUUUCUUUGAUCUCUUGUCACGGUUUCAAUCUGGUAGAAUGGACGACCAACGCUGUGCAUUAAAUAUAAAUCGUAAUCAAAAGUUCAGAACAAUCGCCCCCGAAGAAUGCGAAUCGGACGAUAAGGAUGGAGAUGAUUUGUUAGAGCUAAUCGCUGGUAUGCAAAGUAAAAGAAUGGACGAGCAACGGGUAACGCUGCCUUAUUUACCUGGCCUAAACUGUAAUCAAGAUUCCGAUGACUCGUUCAUUGAAAUGCUGAUGAGAUGUCAGGGUUCACGUUUGGAAGAUCAACGGAGCCCUUUACCGGCGCCGUCGACAGUCCACGAUGCCGAAGAGGAACACAACCAAAGAUCUAAUGGAACUGCUCAAGCCGGAUCGACUGUUCCCGAAGAGGAUCUUUUCGCUUUAAUACAAAGACUUCAGGCUGGACGAAUGGAAGAUCAAAGAGCUUCCGGUCCUGGCAAGGCCAGUUAAGGAAAGUUCACGCCUAUAAUCGCGAAAAGUCCUAUGGUAAUGAAUCACCUCUCUCCUGCUUGUAAUUCUACUACUCAUCCUCUUGUCUUCUCAUUUACAAUUUAUGAAACGUUCAGUGCUUAAUUUGUGCAUUCCGCUCGCAUCCUAUGGAUUCAUUGCCCGAGUGUGACUCAGAUUCUAGGAAACUGCAAGGUACAAUACCGUUACAUACCGUCCACUGACAUUGGUUCUCGUUUAUGCUCGAAACAGUGCGAUAUACUGCAUUUUUGCAAUUAUUUUACACUGAUUUUGUAAUAAAAGGGCCUUCCUUUGCUUAUUUUAAUUCCGUAUUUAUAACAUGGUGCCAAAUUCUGUACACAUACGUACAAGUCUACGUUACACGUGCAACGGAUCGGAGAGUGUCGCGCGAUGUUGAAUAAAAAUAAUUUUCCAUCGGCCUUUCUGUAAUCCUCCGUUACGUUUAUAGUGGCAGAUAGAGAAUGAUUAAAAAUUUAAUGACAAAAAUGUGACAUUAUGAACACUGCCAGGCUGAGAGUUAUACAACCAAUAAAAAUUAUUUCUUGUGUGCCGGCACAUAAAACCUUUUUUCGACUCGCGAUUUAAUAUCAUGGAAUUGGUGCCAAAUGAAAUUUAUCUGUUAAGAAUGAAAUAUUAAAGGUGAAAGAAAAAAUUGUUGGCUUUCGAAAAGAUGUUGCUCUAUUUUUCUGCAUCGGAUGUAUCAUCUAUUGUACGUUGAUCUAAAUGUAAUCACUGUGACUCAUAUAAUUAUAAUUAUUGACCUUACAACUUUGAUUACGAUAUUGUAAUCAGUUUCUAUCGUUGAUGUACUUUGCACAUUCCAAACAUUAAAUGGAAUGUUGAGGGCUUAUACCUGGAUAGACUGGAUCGAUCGCAAUCGAGAUAUCAUUAUAGCGGUAUUAUCAUUUAAAAGCAAUGAAACUUACAAGCAAACUUAAUUAUACAUAAAGGAAUUCUAUUUAUACGAACUCUUCAACUUAUACACUUUGGUACAGCCCAUCGUAUCGCAUCCAAGAAUUUUCAAACGAUGAACAGUCGGGGAAAAUAAAAACUAUUUCAUUAAAUCCUCGUAUUUAGAAUCCUAAACGGUUACUUUUAUCGAUAAGUGAUUUAAAUAAAUGUAAAUUCUCCGCGUCGUUUAUCUUUGUAUACACGCUAAAAUACGAUAUCAAAAAGAUGUUUCAGAUAAGAAUCUUUAAAAAGAAAAAAGAGAUAAAACAUUGCCUUAAUAAUUUAUGCUGUUCUAUCGAUCUAUCAAAGCGUAAUUGUAUGCAUUUUGAGGCCUAUAGGCCUCACGCCUACUUAUUAUACAUAUACAUUAAUAUAUAUGUACCAAAACUAACUACGAGACCGACUAUAAAACUGAACCGAGCCUGACCCAAAUCACUAUACUUAACGCGUCGAGUAUCAUUGUAGGGAAGUGUCGAUUAGUGUCGCGAGAGAGAACGAGAGGAAAGUACAAGAGCUAAUUGUAAUUCCUGUAUGUAUGAAUCGUAGUAUUAUUUUUCUUGUUGUUGAGCAAAACACUAUGUAACUAUAUGGAUCUAAACAAAGUUCUAACGAUAUAAACGUACAAGCUCAUCGUCGUGGUCAUUCGUGCUCGCCAUCGUUAUCGUCGUUGAAAUGACCUAACUAACAUUACUGAUUCGUUAUUGAGUUUAUAUAAUAACGAGGAGAUCGAUAAUAACUAUUUUUCGUAGACGUUACAUUUGUACUGCAUUCUAUGUAUAUCUUCAAUAAUGUAUAUGUUUAAUUUCGUAAAGCAGUUCGCGACGCUGCCAUAGCGAACUAGGUACUAACGAGGUAACAGAAUUUUUUUAAAUUGUAAUGUUUUUUAUGAAAUCUGUUUUUGAUCAUAGCUUUGCAUCUCAUUCUUAUAGAGUUAUGUACAAUACAGAGAUUCAAUAAAUAUAUACAUAUACUUUUUCCACAA